CUAGUAUCUUCUCGAAUGUUCCAAUCUAUGACGUAAACUUCUAGAAGAUUCACAUUGUUUGUAAACAUUAUGAAUAAGUCAACGAUUGAAACUUAUAAUAUGUAUUAUCCUGAACGAGAAGGUCCUGGAUCAUUCUUGAAAUACACGAAAGAGUUAAAACAUAUCGUAAGAAACUGGUUUAACCACAUUUCAGUCUGCAGUUUUCAUCUUUUUUGGUUUUUGAAAUGACGGAUAUCAAUACAUUUGAAACAACCCAGAGACUUGCGUCAUUCCACAACUGGCCACAUUCUCCAUAUUCACCUGUCAUAAUUGUUAGAACGGGAUUCUCAUACACCGGCAAUGGAUUCGUAGUAGAAUGCAAGUUUUGCAAGGUAAAAGUAGACAUGAGUCGGGUGGACAAUGUUAUUUCACUCGCUGAUGAGCAUGACAAUAGUUGUAGAAGAAAAGCAAAUCCGAAAGAUAACGUUGAAAUUCCAGUAACGUUACACAAUACAACUGUUCAGGCAGAAGAGGGGACCAACAAUCAGAAUAAUCAUUCGUCAGUUUCAUCUUUUAAUGAUGAUGCCAAUUUUGAUAGUAGAAACACAACUGAACAUAGAGCGAAUGAAAGAUCAGAACAUAAUAGCGUUGAAACUUCAUCAGUAGGUACAACAAGCAUUGCACAAUCAUGCAUGUUAUCCCAACCUACGAAUGCAAUACCAGAACCAGGAAAACCUCAAACAAUCGUGCAAUCAAAUAAACGUAUUUGUAGUGAUUUAUCUAUAUAUUCUAAUUAUCAGUCAAUCAAAUCGGCUCCAUGUUGUUAUUGUCCCUGCAGGCUCUGCAGAUACAACAACACUAUUCCUAUAUUUUGCAGUAAAAAUAAAACUUGUAUGUAUGGAUUCUCGAAAAUGAAUGUUGGAACUCUGAUGCUACGUCUACGAGAAAGAGUGUCGAGUGGCCCACUUCAUCCAGACUUUAAAACAUUAGAAGCAAGGAAAAGAAAUCUUAAUGGAAUUAUUGACCCAUAUUCAAGCGUAGCAGAAGCAGGUUUCUUUGCUGAUAGUUCCUGUGGAAAAGAAAGAAUAUGUUGCUUUUACUGUGAUGGCAAUCUAAGAAACCAACUGUUGAGUUAUAAUCCAUUUAGAGAACACUCACGCUGGUUUCCUGUAUGUCCAUUCAUCUUACAACAGAAAGGAGAAAAAUAUAUUCACACCGUGUCACAGGAUACGAAUAUUCUCAAGACUUUCCUGAAAAAUAAAAUGAGAACGUCUUGCAUGGACACAAACGUUGUGGUAGAAGCUAUGCAGGUAUAUCCACAGUAUGCAAUAGGCAAAAUUGUAGAGGAAUACUUUAUAGACAAUGGUUACUUUCCGUGUCGUGAAGAUCUCUUUGAAUCUCUUGAAAAUUUACAACUAUGGAAGACUUCUGAAACAUAUGAUUACUGCCGAGUCGAAAACAGAAGAUGAUGUUGAAGUACAAUGCUAUAUGUGCCUAUCUUUCCAAAAUAUCCAGAACUAAUUAAAAAUGAUUAACACUCAUGAAAAGAAGACAUGGAUACUAUUUGCCAACGUUUGAAUUUUAGUUUUUUCUUAGAGGGAAUAAUACAUAUGCAGUUGCGUUGAAUCGAAAAGGGGACGUUUAAUCUGAGAGCGCCAUGCUCUAUGUACUUUCAAGAACAACACUUUGCUACAUCUCUUUGAGAGAUCAAUAGAAACCGUGUAUAUUGUAUGCCCAUAUUGAAUAUAUUCUAAUUUACAUUGGCCAUGCAAAUAUCAAUUCCUUAACGUUGAUCAACAAGUGAGAACCUAUCUAGUGCUUUAAUUGUUAAUUGUUUCUCGUCUUGAAUAGGCAUUAAUUAUUUGCCAUUUGCCAUUCAAAGUUCGCAACAGUCGACAAAUAUUUGUGUAUAAUUAUAGCGAUCAAUAUCAAAGUUCAGUUUCCAAAAGAACCGAUCAAUUCAUAUACUAUUUUGCUUUAAAUUUUAAAAACAUUAUCUGAGCAAUGUGCAAUGUGCAUAGCAAAAAGUAAAAUUACAAAAAUGCUGAAGCAAUUGUACACAUUAGAAUUACAUGAAAAUCAAAAUAAUUUCUCAAUUUCAGUAUUAUC
Messenger RNA from Mytilus trossulus (common blue mussel), 2088 nucleotides. RefSeq names its product E3 ubiquitin-protein ligase XIAP-like. The coding region runs from base 225 to 1448 and encodes 407 amino acids. NCBI's taxonomy places the organism in Eukaryota, Metazoa, Mollusca, Bivalvia, Mytilida, Mytilidae. Gene Ontology annotation, cellular component: nucleus; cytoplasm. Gene Ontology annotation, molecular function: cysteine-type endopeptidase inhibitor activity involved in apoptotic process; ubiquitin protein ligase activity. The transcript is spliced from 6 exons. The record is from RefSeq and is a predicted model, not a curated record. Gene Ontology annotation, biological process: regulation of cell cycle; negative regulation of apoptotic process; positive regulation of protein ubiquitination.